This is a messenger RNA of Sugiyamaella lignohabitans, 6441 nucleotides long. It is a transcript of the gene GLT1, whose product is annotated as glutamate synthase (NADH). The transcript has a single exon. The coding region runs from base 1 to 6441 and encodes 2146 amino acids. Lineage: Eukaryota; Fungi; Ascomycota; Dipodascomycetes; Dipodascales; Trichomonascaceae. The record is from RefSeq and is a predicted model, not a curated record. Gene Ontology annotation, molecular function: flavin adenine dinucleotide binding; iron-sulfur cluster binding; iron ion binding.
AUGGAUAAACUGCAGGAUGCGGUCAUCGUAGAGGAGGACGAGUACACUCCAUAUGAGUACCAGGAGGGCCCUGACAAUAAGUCAUGGGCAGGCGCUCUUCCUAUGAAGCAGGGUCUUUACGACCCCGAAUUCGAGAAAGAUGCAUGUGGUGUUGGUUUUGCUUGUAAUAUCAAGGGCCAGGUCUCUCACAAAAUCAUUUCUGAUGCGAAGAGUUUGCUUUGUAACAUGACUCAUCGUGGAGCUGUUGGAUCCGAUGCUCGUGAUGGUGAUGGUGCUGGUGUUAUGACUUCGAUUCCUCACAAAUUCUUUGUCAAGGAGUUUGAACGUGAACACAACUUUAAACUUCCUCCUUUGGGUCAAUAUGCCGUAGGUAACCUUUUUUUCAAGAAUGAUGAGGAUAUCUUGACUGAAUCCAAGGCCAGUUUUACCAAGAUUGUUGAGAGUUUGGGACUCCGUGUUCUUGGCUGGAGAUAUGUUCCUCGUGACUCGUCUAUUUUGGGACCUGCUGCUUUGAGCAGAGAGCCUAUUAUCUUACAACCUAUUGUCGUUCUAGAAGCCGCUUAUGGUUCUGGAAAUACCCCUUUGGUUGAGAAUAUCGAUGAGCAAGUCUUUGACAAGGAGUUUGAGAAGAGAUUUGAACGUCAAUUGUACGUCUUGAGAAAGAGAGCCACUCAUACUAUUGGUUUGCACAACUGGUUCUAUAUCUGUUCCUUGUCAAACAAGAACAUUGUUUACAAGGGACAGUUGGCUCCUGUUCAAGUAUACAACUACUACCAUGAUUUGGCAAAUGUCAAUUACGAGGGUCAUUUUGCUCUUGUGCACUCGCGUUUCUCCACCAACACUUUCCCAUCUUGGGACAGAGCCCAACCAUUGAGAUGGGCCGCCCACAACGGUGAAAUCAAUACUCUGCGUGGUAACAAGAACUGGAUGAGAGCUAGAGAAGGUCUUAUGGCAUCGUCAUUGUUUGCUGAUGAAUUGGACUCGUUGUACCCUAUUAUUGAAGAGGGUGGUUCGGAUUCUGCUGCUUUCGAUAAUGUCUUAGAAUUGCUGGUAAUUAAUGGUAUCUUGUCCUUGCCAGAAGCUGUUAUGAUGAUGAUUCCUGAAGCAUGGCAAAAUAAUGAAGGUAUGGACCCUAAGAAGAGGGCCUUUUACGAAUGGGCUGCUUGUUUAAUGGAGCCUUGGGAUGGCCCUGCUUUGUUUACUUUUGCUGACGGUCGUUACUGUGGUGCCAACUUGGAUAGAAACGGAUUGCGUCCUUGUCGUUACUACAUUACCGAUGAUGACCGGAUGAUUUGUGCUUCCGAGGUCGGUGUUAUGGUUAUUGAGCCUGAGAAGGUUAUUCAAAAGGGCCGCCUUCGUCCUGGUAGAAUGCUUUUGGUUGAUACCAAGGAGGGACGUGUGGUCGAUGAUCGUGAGCUCAAGAAGAAGGUCGCUGCUAGAUUUGAUUUCAAGGCCUGGAUUCAUGGUAACCUUGUUACUAUGGAAGAAUUGAAUGAGAAGAUUACUAAAUCUGACUCCUCGGUUCCCAGUGCCAGUAGCACUUUAGAUGCUGUUACAGUGCAAUCUGAUCCUCGACUACUGGCUUUUGGCUAUACUUUUGAGCAGAUUAGUUUGUUGCUUGCCCCCAUGGCAGGUGACGGCAAGGAAGCUCUUGGUUCCAUGGGUAACGAUGCUGCUUUGGCUUGUUUGAGUACUCAGCCCAAGUUGUUGUAUGAAUACUUUAGACAGUUGUUUGCCCAAGUCACUAAUCCUCCUAUCGAUCCUAUCCGUGAAUCCAUUGUCAUGUCACUAGAAUGUUACGUUGGACCCCAAGGAAAUGUGCUUGAAAUGAAGCCUAACCAAUGUGAUCGUUUGCUACUCAAAUCCCCUGUUCUUUCUUUGGAAGACUUGAAGGCUCUUGAUCACCUCCCUAGAUUCUAUCCUUCUUGGACCAUUGCUAAAAUUGACAUCACAUUCCCUAAAUCUCAGGGAUUGGCUGGUUAUGAGAGUACUUUGGAAAGAAUCUGUGCUGAAGCUUCCGAUGCCAUUGCCGACAAGAACAAGAUUAUUAUCUUGUCUGAUAGAGCUGUUAGCGCUGACCGGGUGGCUGUGUCUGCUUUGGCCGCUACUGGUGCUGUUCACCACUACCUCGUCCGUCAAAAGCAACGUUCUCGUGUUGCUUUGAUUGUUGAAACUGCCGAGGCUAGAGAAGUUCACCAUAUUUGUGUUCUUGUCGGCUAUGGUGCCGAUGCUAUCAAUCCUUAUCUUGCCAUGGAAUGUUUGCUCAAGAUGAACAGAGAAGGUUUACUCAAGAGCAACUUGCCUGACGAAAAGGUUAUUGCCAAUUAUAAAUAUUCCAUUGAUGGAGGUAUCUUAAAGGUUAUGUCUAAGAUGGGUAUUUCUACUUUGGCAUCCUACAAGGGUGCUCAAAUCUUUGAAAUUCUUGGUAUUGACAAUUCCGUUGUAGACAGGUGUUUUGCAGGCACUGCUUCUCGUAUUAGAGGUAUUGGUUUUGAUUAUAUUGCUCAAGAUGCCUUCUCCUUGCACGAAUUGGGCUAUCCAUCUCGUGACACUGUCAAGCCUAUUGGCCUUGCCGAAUCGGGUGAAUACCACUGGCGUGAUGGUGGUGAAGCUCAUAUCAACGAACCCAGUGCUAUUGCCAAUAUCCAAGAUGCUGUUCGCAAUAAGAAUGAGAAAGCAUAUGAGGCAUACUCUAAGAAAGAGCAAGAGGCGGUGCGAAACUGUGCACUCCGUGGCCUUUUAGACUUUGAUUUUGAGUCUUCAACUGCUAUUCCCAUCGACCAAGUCGAGCCUUGGACUGAAAUUGUACGCCGUUUUGUCACUGGUGCCAUGUCAUAUGGAUCUAUUUCCAUGGAAUCUCAUUCGACUUUGGCCGUAGCCAUGAAUAGAUUGGGCGGAAAGUCCAAUACUGGUGAGGGUGGUGAGGAUGCUGAGCGUUCUGCUGUCUCUCCCGAUGGUGAUACCAUGAGAUCAGCUAUUAAGCAGAUUGCUUCUGGUCGUUUUGGUGUUACUUCUUACUAUCUUUCAGAUGCAGAUGAGCUUCAAAUUAAGAUGGCUCAAGGUGCCAAACCAGGUGAAGGUGGUGAGUUGCCUGGACACAAGGUGUCGGUUUCGAUUGCCAAGACUAGACAUUCCACCCCAGGAGUUGGUCUUAUCUCACCUCCUCCUCACCAUGAUAUCUACUCUAUUGAGGAUUUAAAGCAGUUGAUUUACGAUCUCAAGUGCUCCAAUCCCAGAUCAAGAGUGUCUGUUAAACUUGUAUCUGAAGUAGGUGUUGGUAUUGUCGCAUCUGGUGUUGCCAAGGCCAAGGCAGACCACAUUCUUAUUUCCGGUCACGAUGGUGGUACUGGUGCUUCAAGAUGGACUGGUAUCAAGUAUGCUGGUCUUCCUUGGGAGUUGGGUCUUGCUGAAACCCACCAGACUCUGGUUCUCAAUGAUUUGAGAGGACGUGUUAUUGUUCAAACUGAUGGUCAAAUCAGAACUGGUCGUGAUGUCGCUAUUGCUUGUUUGCUCGGUGCUGAGGAGUGGGGUUUCGCUACUACUCCUCUUAUCGCCAUGGGUUGCAUCAUGAUGAGAAAGUGCCACCUCAACACAUGUCCCGUUGGUAUUGCCACUCAAGAUCCUGAGCUUCGUAAGAAGUUUGAAGGUACUCCUGAGCAUGUCAUUAACUUUUUCUACUACAUUGCUAACGAGUUACGUGCCAUUAUGGCUAAACUUGGUUUCCGUAGCAUCAAUGAAAUGGUUGGCCAUGCUGAAAAGUUGAAGGUUCGUGAGGAUCUUCGCAAUGUUAAGACUGCUAACAUUGAUCUCUCGCCUAUUCUCACUCCUGCUCAUACUCUCCGUCCUGGUGUUGCUACUAGAAAUGUUCGCAAGCAAGACCACCGUCUCCAUGUUCGUCUUGAUAACAAGCUUAUUGAUGAGUCAGAGAUCACACUGGAAAAGGGUCUUCCUGCUCGCAUUAACGCUGAAAUUGUUAACACAGACCGUGCUCUUGGUUCUACUCUUUCGUACCGUAUUUCUAAGCGCUUUGGUGAAAAAGGAUUACCUGACGACACUGUCCACGUUGAUAUCACCGGUUCAGCUGGUCAAUCAUUUGGCGCGUUCUUGGCUCCUGGUAUUACCUUAGAGCUUGAGGGUGACGCUAAUGAUUAUGUUGGCAAGGGCUUGUCUGGAGGUAGAAUUGUUAUCUAUCCACCUAAGAACUCUGUCUUCAAGGCUGAGGAGAAUAUCAUCGUCGGAAACACAUGUUUGUAUGGAGCAACCUCUGGUACUUGUUUCUUCAGAGGUAUUGCUGCUGAACGUUUUGCUGUCCGUAACUCUGGAGCUACUGCUGUUGUUGAAGGAGUCGGUGAUCAUGGUUGUGAGUACAUGACUGGUGGCCGUGUCGUGGUUCUUGGUAGUACUGGUCGUAACUUUGCUGCCGGUAUGUCUGGUGGUAUUGCUUAUGUUCUUGAUAUGGCCCAGGAGUUUGUCAACUCAGUUAAUACUGAAAUGGUCGAGCUUAGCCAAGUUACCGAUCCUGCUGAAAUUGCCUUUGUUCGUGGAUUGAUUGAAGACCAUCGACACUACACUGAUUCUGAAGUUGCUGACCGAAUUUUGACUGAUUUCAACCGUAUAUUACCAAGAUUUGUUAAAGUCUUGCCUCUCGAUUAUAAGAGAGUUCUGGAAGCUGAGGCCCGCAAACUUGAACAAGCUAAGCAAUCUGAACUUAAUGGAUUUUUGCACCAAGUUAAGGAGGAUCCUGAGGCUGAUGCCACUAAUGGUGAAAUCAAGAAGAUCAAGGCCCUUUCUAGAAGCGCUACUCCUUCCCCUGCUCCUCAUGUACACAAGCCUGCCGAGCCUAAGGUUGUCGACCUUGAAGACACCAUUUUGGAUCAUAAGGCUGAGGAACACAAAAACAAGGCCAUCGCACCACUUGAUAAGCUACAUGGAUUCAAGAAGUACAAGCGAAGAAACGAGAAAUACAGAAAUCCUCACGAUCGUACUAAGGACUGGGCUGAGUUGUCGAAUCGUCUUACAAAAGAAGAACUCAAGUUCCAAACUGCCAGAUGUAUGGACUGUGGUGUCCCCUUCUGUCAGUCUGACACUGGAUGUCCUAUCUCCAACGUCAUUCCUAAGUGGAAUGAGCUUGUUUUUAAGGACAGAUGGUUUGAGGCUUUCCAAAGAUUGAUGAUGACCAAUAACUUCCCUGAAUUCACUGGCCGUGUUUGCCCCGCUCCUUGUGAAGGUGCGUGCGUUUUAGGUAUUAAUGAAGAUCCUGUUGGUAUUAAGAGUGUUGAAGCUGCUAUUAUUGAUCACGCUUGGGAGAUGGGUUGGAUGAGUCCUCAACCUCCUUCUGCUCGUACUGGUAAGAAGGUUGCUAUUAUUGGAUCAGGCCCUGCUGGUUUGUCUGCUGCUGAUCAACUCAACAGAGCUGGUCAUUCUGUCACUGUUUAUGAAAGAGCCGAUCGUGCUGGUGGUCUGCUGAUGUAUGGUAUUCCUAAUAUGAAACUUGACAAACGUAUUGUUAAGAGACGUAUUGACAAGAUGAUCGCUGAAGGUGUAACUGUUGUCACCAACACCACUGUUGGUGAGGAUAUUACCAUGGACGAACUCAAACGUAACAACGAUGCUGUAAUCCUGGCAGUUGGUUCUACAAUUGCUCGUGACCUGAAGAUUCCAGGUCGUGAGCUCAAUAACAUCAAGUUCGCUAUGGAACUUCUCAAAUGGAACACAAAGUCUUUACUUGAUGAUACUUUGGACGAAGUUCGUCCUCUUAUUGAAGGCAAGAAUGUUAUUGUUAUUGGUGGUGGUGAUACUGGUAACGAUUGUAUUGGUACUUCGGUUCGUCAUGGCGCCAAAUCGGUUGUCAAUUUUGAAUUGUUGCCCAAUCCUCCUGCUGGUCGUGGUAAAGAUAACCCAUGGCCACAAUGGCCCAGAAUCUUCAGAGUUGAUUAUGGUCACUCUGAAGUUCGAGCUCAUUAUGGUAAAGAUCCAAGAGAGUACUGCAUUUUGUCCAAAGAGUUUGUUGGUGAUGAUGAGGGAAAUGUCAAGGGUGUCAAGACUGUGCGUGUUGAAUGGAAGCAAUCCGACAGUGGGGCCUGGCAAAUGGCUGAGAUCCCUAACUCCGAGGAGUUCUUCCCUGCUGACCUUGUUCUUUUGUCGAUGGGCUUUGUUGGUCCUGAGGCUCAAAAGCUUGACGUUGCUCGUGAUCCUAGAGGCAACGUUGCCACUACCCCUUCAGGAGGUACUUACUAUGUUGGAGAAAAUGUUUUCGCUGCUGGUGACUGUCGUCGUGGUCAAUCUUUGAUUGUCUGGGGUAUCCAAGAAGGCAGACAGACUGCUCGUGAUGUCGAUCAGUUCCUAAUGAACAACACUCGCUUACCUGGUAACGGCUCUAUUGAAAAGAGAUCGUAUAGUCUAUUGGAGUCUCAACAGACACCUAUUGCUGUUAAAUCCUAA